Leptopilina heterotoma is the source of this 1930-nucleotide messenger RNA. Its product is annotated as inactive peptidyl-prolyl cis-trans isomerase FKBP6-like. The record is from RefSeq and is a predicted model, not a curated record. The coding region runs from base 190 to 1518 and encodes 442 amino acids. Gene Ontology annotation, molecular function: protein binding; peptidyl-prolyl cis-trans isomerase activity. The transcript has 6 exons. NCBI's taxonomy places the organism in Eukaryota, Metazoa, Arthropoda, Insecta, Hymenoptera, Figitidae.
UAUCUUUGCCUCAUUUGACCUUGGCAAAUUCCCGGCCUGAUUCCCGGAAUUUUUUUCUUUAUCAUUUUGAUCAUUUGCUUAUAAUAAACAAACCUCAACGCACAUUAAUGAGAGUUGUGAGAGAAGAGCGAUAAGUGCUUAGCAAGUGAAGAAUUCAAUAAAAAUCUGAAAUAAAAUUUGCCUGUAAAAAUGGCUGGAGCUUUUUUUACUGACGGUUUUACAAUUCAAGAUUUACUAUCAAAAGACGGCGUUACACUCGAAGCUAAUAACGAACUAGAUGGCCUUGAAGAAGAAUAUGAAUAUUCCAGCAAAGUUUUCAUGUCGAAUGAUGAUAUUUUGAAACAUUUGAAUCUUGACGAUGAAAAUGAUACUGAAUCCAACAAUGCAGAGCAGUUAAUGUUCAAUUUAAACUUGAAAUUCGACAAAUUAAGGGACAACAUGACAGACGUCUUGGGAAAUGGAAAGAUAAUGAAACUGAUAAAAAAGCAAGGCGUUGGAGAAGUAAUUCCAAGUGAUUCGCAAGUUUUUUUAACUUACGUUGCAAGUUUCGAGUACAAUGAUGAGCCGUUCGAUUCAUCGUAUGCGCACGGAUCGGGUCCAGAAUCAUUUAUUCUCGGCCAAGGUGGUUUAUUGCCGGGUUUGGAAAUUGGAGUUUUAACGAUGAAGAAGCAGGAAGUUGCAGCCUUCUUGAUAAGUCCCGAGUAUGCCUACGGAAAAUUAGGCUGUCCACCGAGAAUUCCAGGCGAUCAGGAAGUGUUAUUUAUCGUCAAUCUCGUGAAUUAUAUCGAUCAGAGUAAUAUUGUCGAAUUUGAAAAAUUGUCGAUUGAAGAGCGAAAGGCAUUUAAAGCGGCAAAGGGGAAAAUUCAUGUUCUAAUGGAAACUGGAAAUGACAACUUCAAAAAGGAAAAAACAAAGCAAGCUAUUCGAGAUUAUACGAGAGCGGUGAAAAUGUUGGAGGAGGCACGCUUAAACAACGACGAAGAGGAAGACGAGCAGAAGAAAUAUUUGUCGAGAAUCUAUUGCAAUUUGGCUGUUUGUUUCAACAAAGAAAAUCGACCGCGAAAUGCGUGUGUCGCUUGUCAGAAAAUUCCCAAUCCAAGCGCAAAAUCCUACUUCAAUUUUGGAAGAGCAUUAAUAAGAUUAGGCGAAUAUGAACAAGCAAAAGAACAAUUGUGGAAAGCGAAAGAGUUGGAACCUGCGAACAAGCAAACCCUGUUGGAAAUAAAAUUGGCCGACGAUUUGCAUACAAAAUAUAAAGACGCCGAGAGACGUUUGUGGUCAAAUUGUUUAAAAGUGUCAAAAGAAGAAGCGGCAAGAUCGGAGUUUGAAAAAAUCGCUCAUGAAAUAUGUAAGAAUUUUUUAAACGACACUGAUUCUGUCCGCUAUCCAUUGCCUGAUGGUUUAACACCAGAGGAGGAUAAAAUUAUUCGCGACAUUGCAAUCAGUCACGGUCUAUCAAUAACUAAUCAUAAACGCUAUGGAAAGGAAAUUGUUUUUCUAACAAAAUCAAAUUAUUAAGUUUUGCUAAUUCAAAUAUCCACCAAAAAGAAAAGGUAAAGAAAGUAUUGUUUUCCCACGAAAACCAAGUGAUUAAAGUAAGGAAAUUUUCUUUUCUUUUUUAUAACUAUAUGUAUGUAGAAUUACAAGUUUUUGUUUAAAACUAAAAUUUACUUUGAAAUUAUUGUUUAUUAUCUAUCUAAAUAGAAAAUUAAUAUUCAUUUACAAAGUAAAAGACUGCAAUUGGAAAUUGCAAUGAGAAUUAUUUAAUUAAUAGAAUACUUACAUAGUUGAUUACUUGAAUAAUCUAAUUACUUUAGAAAGAGAUUUAUCUUAAAUAUACUUUAUUUUUUGUAUUUUUAUUUCAAAAUAUUCGUAUAAAGAAACAAUGUUAUAUUAUACCUUAGAAAAAUAAAUUUUCUACUUUUGUAAA